Molecule: messenger RNA, 882 nt
Organism: Talaromyces proteolyticus
Lineage: Eukaryota; Fungi; Ascomycota; Eurotiomycetes; Eurotiales; Trichocomaceae
Product: putative short-chain dehydrogenase
Exons: 2
Coding region: 1-882 (293 amino acids)
Cellular component (GO): intracellular anatomical structure
Molecular function (GO): oxidoreductase activity, acting on NAD(P)H, oxygen as acceptor
Source: RefSeq, a predicted model, not a curated record
AUGACAAACGGUGCCACCAAUGCCAGUGCUCCCAUUCAGGAGCCUCUACCCACGCCAGAGGACGUAAGAACGCAAAAUCGUUUUCGCGAAUUUGAUCUUCAAGGCAAGGUCUUUGCAGUAACUGGGGGUGGGCGAGGGUUAGGCCUGGCCAUGGCGGAAGCAUUGGUUGAAGCAGGCGCUCAAGUUCACUGCCUCGACCGUCUCUCUGAACCCGAUGACGAGUUCAUCUACGCCCAGAAACACGCGAACCCAGCAUACGGCGGCUCCUUGCAUUAUCGAUGCAUGGACGUACGAGACGCUGAAAACGUGAAAGAGACCAUGAGUCGCAUUGCCGAUCAGAAACAGCGACUUGACGGAUUACUCGCCGCGGCGGGAAUCAACCAUAUAGAUAGCGCAAUCGGACAUUCGCAGAACGACGUCAACGAGAUCAUGAGCAUCAACUAUACCGGCCUGUUCAUUUGCGCCACUGAAGCCGCCAAGCAGAUGAUGAAAUAUAAUUGUCGGGGCACGGUUUUAUUGGUGGCGAGUAUCAGCGGUAUCAUUGCGAAUAAGGGCAUGUGUGCACCUGUCUAUAACUCCUCCAAGGCUGCAGUCAUCCAGCUCACGCGCAGUCUGGCCAUGGAAUGGGGACCGCGAGAAAAGUCAGGAAAGCCAGGUAUCCGUGUCAAUUGCAUUUGCCCUGGACAUGUCGUUACCAAGAUGGUCGAGCAAAUCCUGGAGAAAGAUCCUGAGGCCCAGAAGGUGUGGGAAGGAGAGAAUAUGCUGGGUAGGUUGGGUCGACCGGAGGAAUUUAGGGGAGCUGCGCUGUAUUUGUUGAGCGAUGCGAGUAGCUUCAUGACUGGCGCAUCAUUAAUAAUUGAUGGAGGACAGACCGCGUGGUGA